AUGGAUUAUGUAGUUACGAUGUCUUCGUGUUUCUUUCUUCAAAACUUGAAUGUCAGAUUCCAGACGUUAAACGAUUUUUGGAAAUGUCUUCCUGCUGACUUAGUUCCCAUCCCCGGCCAAUGGACACACAUCGAAAUAGUAGAUUUGAUGGAGAACACGAGGCUGUUGCACUCCGAACUAUGCGAACUGUUAAAAAUGUUAAGUCUUAGUUAUGGUCCAUUACUUUUGGGUUUCUUCACGUCCAGCUAUAUCGGUUUGCUUAUCAGUGUUUAUUAUAUUGUUAAUAAGGAAACAUUCUUCAGCCAAUCCUCAAAUUCUUGGGAACAUAUAUUACCACUGAUUAUCCACUUACAAAUUCUAAUGUUUUUGAUGUCCAUUAUCGUUUUUGUUUCAUUCAUAAAUGAGAAGAGACUGCAGAUGAUAUCAUAUCUACGGUUAUACCGUAUUUCAAAUUUACACUUCGACAAAAAACGACAGAUCAAAAUGUUUAUGAAUCAAAUAUCUGUAUGUGAUUCAGACCAAAUUUCGGCAUUUGGAUUUUUCAAUAUAAAUUUAAAUCUUGUCACAACAAUACUCGUAUUGUUGAUUAGUGGAAUAAUCACAUUGAUACAGAUGAAAGAUCAUCCAAUGAUGUUGAAAUUCAACAAUGACACCAAAUCCUUCUUUCUAAAAAUAUAUACCACAAAAUACGAUUAA
Macrosiphum euphorbiae (potato aphid) is the source of this 696-nucleotide messenger RNA. Lineage: Eukaryota; Metazoa; Arthropoda; Insecta; Hemiptera; Aphididae. The record is from the annotation of a GenBank genome assembly.